Molecule: messenger RNA, 2053 nt
Organism: Malus domestica (apple)
Lineage: Eukaryota; Viridiplantae; Streptophyta; Magnoliopsida; Rosales; Rosaceae
Source: RefSeq, a predicted model, not a curated record
CCCACGCCCUCCUCUUCCCAGACCCCUUCUCUCUCUCUCUCUCUCACUCGGUCUCUCUCUUCCGUAGCCUUCCUCCUCUUCCCAGACCCCUUUUCUCACUCUAUAAUUUCCCUCAAAUCCCCCGCCGAUUCUCUCUCACGCCAUUCUCAGUUUCGCCAACCGCAAAUCCUUACAGCUCCAUCCUCCGCCUCCAGAUUCGUCGAGAUGAGAGCCCCAACACCGUCGCCUGCACCACCGUCUCAGAAAAGUGAGCCAAAAUCUCGCGAGAAUCAGGCUGCACACGAGCGGAUCCAAAGGCCAAACCUCCGAUCUUGAAGUCGACACACCCAGAGGAUCAUAUCAUAUGGACGCCUGGCUUUUGAUUGCAGCAGUCUCCUAAUCUAUUGGCUUUCGGUUCGCUGGUAAUGUGAUGUUGUCUCUGUCUUGGCUUGAAGUAUCUCACUCAUAUGUAUUCAAUCUGAAAAGGGAGAGCUUGUGCGUGCUUUAGGAGGAGCUGUGGCAUCCACAUCUCUUCUUGGAGUUCCUCUUGGACAUAACUCCUCGUUUCUUCAAGGGCCGACCUUUGCACCUUCAAGGAUUAGAGAGGCUAUCUGGUGUGGGAGCACCAACUCAACAACUGAAGAAGUGUAUAGAUGUCGCAGUUGAUCACUCGUCGUCGGAGUGUGUCCAAUGCAGCUCCUGCAUUAUCAGCAUCUAGUGCUCUAGGCGUGAGUGCUCCAUUGAUUGGGGAGCCUACACCCCUUACGGAGGCUACUCCUACGACGUCCCAGGUGCCCGUAUCAUCAACGUCAUCAGUGUCAGUUGAGCCCCUCAGUGCACGGCGGCCUCACCGGCGCCGCCGCGAGCCGGAGCCUUCUGAUCACACUUCCUCGUCCUCCAGAGUCGAGGAUGGGGCCUCCCAACCAGCUAAAAAAAACACCAGGGGGCCCAAUCGAAUGUUGAAGGAGCUACAACUUGUACGUAUGUCUGCCUCCUUGAUCAAGAUUGCGUAUGAUGAGCGACAUCGUGGAGCGGUUACCUCACAGCAGCAUAACAGCGUCGUUAAUUGCUGUGGUUUUAUUAUUAGGAAUUUUUGUCCUAUGCGGUGGGAGAGUUGGGCAAAAAUUCCCGAGGAGACGAGGACCCUGGUGCGAGACAAUUUGGAGGUCGUUUUUGAAAUGGAGGACAUAUCCCCUGAGGUCAGUGCCUACUUAGAGGAGACCUUAGCAAGCCGGUACAAAGAUUGGAAGAGCGCUCUUCACAAGCAUUUUCAGCUAUGGGAAUCUCCGGAGAUUGCUCGCCUACAGGGUUGCCCACUCGAGUAUAAGGAACGGCGAGAGGAUUGGGAGUGGCUCUGCACACAUUUUACGGAUCCAAAAUUUUUGAAGAAAUCUGCUACUGGCAAGAAAGCUCGGGACUCAAAGACACUUCUCCACCAUUCCGGUUCGAAGCCCUUUUCGUAUAGGGUUGAGGCACGACGUGAGGAGGGUUCUAAGUUCCCACAGAUUGACCUGUUCAAGCAUGUUUACGUUCAUCCCAACAAUGAGAAAAGUGACCAGCUUUAUGGUGAUAUGGUGGAAAAGAGCACUGCUAUUCUCCAAGAAGCAACAUCGCAGCUUCCCCCGGAGACCCCGAUUGAGGACAUCAUUGUACCCAAGGAUGCAGAUGUUCAGAUCGUGACUGAGGUCCUGGAUCAGAAGUUCGGUCGUCGUCAUGGUAAGGUUGUUCGGUGUACGGGGAAGGCGGGGGUUCGUAAAACGGGUGCCUCUUCUUCCAGAUUGUCCACAGGAGAGGUCAAUUCCUUGAAGGAGGAAGUGACAACCCUAAGAGGUCAGGUUGCGGCCCAGGGCGAGAGGAUGAAUAUGAUUCUUCAGGCCUUAGCGAUGUCCGACCUCCAAAUCCCGACGAUGCCAGCACCUAAUGUUGCUCCACCUUCGACUUCCCAGCCAUUUCGCCCAGACGAUACCGAGUAGCAUGAUGUAUUAAACUUAGAAGACUUGUAGUUUUUUAUUUUUUUGUUCGGACAAACGUACAUUUUCAUAUAUUCUAUAAUUAAUUACUUUUUCUUGGUUUA